GCUCAAUUGCUAUUACUUUUCGUCGCCACACACUUUUAUGAAAUGCAACGGCGUUCGGUUUUUUUUAUAAACGACAUACAUAGAUUUUUUAGAUUGUAAACAAAUAAAAGCAAUUUGUAGGAAAAAAGUAAGCGAGGAUUUUCAUAACCAUGGCUGACAGAUUAACACAAUUGCAGGACACUGUUAAUAUGCAAGCUGAACAUUUCUGUAAUGCAAUCGGUAUAAUACAACAGACUUCUUAUCCAAGCAAAUUCCCGAAUUUUGAUCGUACCGGAUCUCAAACUCCAGUACAGAAUCAGCAACAAGAAGAUUAUGCCCAACUAUUUGCUCAGCUUAUAUCACGUUGCGCCAAAGAUAUUGAUACCCUGAUCGAGUCAUUACCAAAUGAGGACAGCUCGACAGAAUUACAAAAUCAAAGUCUUAAAAGAUUGGAAUUGGAAAAUCAGGAAGCUGCCGAACGUUUGGAAGAAAUCGCUUUGAAAGGCGAGUUGCUUUUGGGGAAAAUUCAGAAUGCUUUAGAAGAUAUAGCCCAAGCUCAACUAGAUAUGCAAAUAACAAUGAAAAACAACAGCAGUAGUUAAAAUUAAGAUUGUGUACUUCUUCAUUUUAAUAGUUAUAUGUAGAUGAAACAUUUUGUAUAAUUUUAAUUAAUUCGGAGGUAUUAAAGAAAAGUAACAUUUGUUAGAUUGAAAAUGAUUAACACUCAAAUUAGCAUUACGACCCCUAGGCGAAUUGCAACAAAUAAAAAUUUUAAUAUUACAUAUUUAUUUUAAAUUGCCUGGAAUAUUAUAUGUAUAAGAUUAAAAAAUCAUGUUUAAAUAUUCUUUUUGACAAAAUUCAUUUUAAAUUUUUUAUGCAUUUUUAGUGCACCCAAAUUUUUGUUGUUUAAGCGAAGACGAAGUAGUUCGAUUUUGAAUUUGUUCUAAAUACAUGCCCAAUUUUUAAUAAAUUUGCCAUAGAUGAAGUCCCAA
Messenger RNA from Lucilia cuprina (Australian sheep blowfly), 971 nucleotides. RefSeq names its product mediator of RNA polymerase II transcription subunit 21 (gene MED21). Gene Ontology annotation, cellular component: mediator complex. The transcript is spliced from 2 exons. The coding region runs from base 150 to 581 and encodes 143 amino acids. The record is from RefSeq and is a predicted model, not a curated record. Lineage: Eukaryota; Metazoa; Arthropoda; Insecta; Diptera; Calliphoridae. Gene Ontology annotation, molecular function: transcription coregulator activity. Gene Ontology annotation, biological process: regulation of transcription by RNA polymerase II.